AUGACUCGCAAGGCGAAGGAAGCGGCCACGCGGACGGCGACGUCCGCCGGCUCCACGUCCUUCAGCAACCCACUACAUGCUGACAAUAACAAAAGGGAGCUGGCGCUGCGGGGCGGGCCGCAGGUGGUGGCGGCCGGGCUCGUGGUGGCGGCACACGCCUGGUUCCUGUGGUACCUCCAGGCCGAGUACGAGGCCCUGCCGGACAAGUCCGACCUCGCCAGCGUCACGGACUACGUCGACCUGUGGGUGCCCAUUUUCCUCCUCUCCAUGUUCGCCGAGGCCGCAUGGGCCAAGUACAAGGAGGUCAGGCUCUACCGGGUCAACGACACGCUGAGCUCGCUCUCGCUCGGCGUGCUGUCCCUCCUCACCAAGAAGCUCGCCGCCAAGGCUCUGGCGUUCUUCCCCUACGUGUACGUGUGGGAGCAUUUCGCAGUCACGCGCGCCUUCGCCACCAACGGCGCGUUGGCCUGGUGGCUCAUGUUCGCGGGCAAGGAGUUCUCCUACUACUGUACGCCGUCGUCACCUCUCCCUAUUUUGCCGACGUCAACUGCGAACCCAGCGUUCGCUUAUACUCGGACCCACGCCCGUGGCGGUCACACCAUCGCCGCGUUCUGGGCCAUGCACAGCGUCCACCACUCCUCUGAGGAAUACAAUCUCGCCGCGGCCUUGCACUCCUCGGUGUCGUGGCUAUACGACCUGCCGCUGGCCCUGUUCUUCCCUCCCGCCCUGUUCGUCAUCCACUCACAGUUCAACCUCCUCUAUCAGUUCUGGAUUCACACCCCUGUGAUCGGCAAGCUGGGGCCGUUGGAGUACGUGCUCAACACGCCGUCGCAGCAUAGGGUGCACCACGGCAAGAACGUGUACUGCAUCGACAAGAACUACGGCGGCACCCUGUGCAUCUUCGACCGCCUGUUCGGCACCUUCCAGGAGGAGCUCGACCAGAUUCCGAUCGUGUACGGCGUGGUGCACCCGAUCAAUACGUUCAACCCGGUGGAGGCAAACGCCACCAAUUGGCGUUACAUCGGGGCUAACUUCCUGAACCUAAAGGGAUUGCGCAACAAGCUGGGCACGCUGUACUUCGGGCCGGGCUGGAUUCCCGGGGCCAGCUCGGGCACGGAGGAGUACCCGAUUCCGCCCACCUCGACCGAUUCCACCACCAAAUAUGACCCUCGCGUUCCUGCUGGGGUGUCGUGGUACAUCCUGGCGCAGUUCGGAUGGGCGCUCGUCCUGCUUACGGUUGCCAUUGAUCGGCUCUCUUCGACGCUCGGUCAUACAUCUCUGUUUUCGGCCUACAUCACCUGGACUCUGCUCAACAUCGGAGGCAUCAGCGACCGGAAAUCGUGGGCGUUUGCGUCGGAGGUCGUUCGGUUGGUGGCCCUCGUGCCGCUCGGCUCCUUUGCCGUCUCGCUAUGGGAUGAGAGUGCGGACUUGGGUCAAUGGGCGGCCGGCUUUGCGGCGUGGUCGAUCGUCUCGGCACUCUACCUAUUCGCCUUCCGGGCCGGCCUGGCGCGACCACUUAAGCCCGCGGAGUUGGGACGCACCAAUCGAAAACAAGCACUUAUUGACCAGACCGAACAGCACCGCCUCGCGCUUCGGGCAUGUCGAGGCCGACCAUGCCCAGCCAUCAUGCCCUCCAGCUAG
Molecule: messenger RNA, 1641 nt
Organism: Acanthamoeba castellanii str. Neff
Lineage: Eukaryota; Discosea; Longamoebia; Acanthamoebidae
Product: sterol desaturaserelated protein
Exons: 13
Coding region: 1-1641 (546 amino acids)
Biological process (GO): lipid biosynthetic process
Cellular component (GO): endoplasmic reticulum
Molecular function (GO): iron ion binding; oxidoreductase activity
Source: RefSeq, a predicted model, not a curated record